AAUAAUCAUAUUAUUGACGUUAUUUUAUUUCAAAAUUGUCUCAUUCCUGUCAAAUAAUCGCCUUUCGAAACUUUAGUGCAGCCGGUUUAUGUAUAGAAUGAGACCUGAUCACCUAAUAUUGAACCUCCGAUAAACCCAAUGGCAAGGCUAGUUUUCCGCUUAGAACUCUUCAGUGGAUGUGUAAUUCUGUUAUUGUUAAUCAGUGUGAAGGCUUCAUCAGGUAGUUCUCUGGAGAAGACAAACGCCCUCUUCGUCUUUGGAGACUCCACUGUAGAUGCUGGAAACAACAAUUACAUCAACACCAUGCCUGAAAACCCAGCAAAUUUCAAGCCCUAUGGCCAGAACGGCUUCUUUGGUGGACCAACGGGUCGCUUCUCUGACGGUCGCGUGAUUGUUGAUUUUAUCGCGAGCUACGCAAAUUUGCCAUUGAUUCCUCCCUUUUUAGAACCCUCGGCUGAUUAUAUCAAUGGUGUUAACUUCGCUGCUGGUGGAGCUGGUGUACUUCCUGAAACCCAUCAGGGUUUGGUGAUUGAUCUUCGUACACAAUUGAAGAAUUUUGAAGAGGUGAAGAAGUCCUUAACUGAAAAGCUAGGAGAAGCAGAAGCUGAGAAACUUAUAUCAGGAGCUGUUUAUUUCAUCAGUAUUGGAAGCAAUGAUUAUAUGGGUGGCUAUCUGGAUAACCCCAAAAUGCAACAAGAUUAUCAACCGGAAGAUUAUCUUUCCAUGGUCAUAGGCAACUUAACAGAAGUAAUCCAACUGCUGUAUAAAAAAGGAGGUAGAAAAUUUGGGUUUAUGAGCGUAUCUCCAUUAGGGUGCAUGCCAUCCUGGAGAGCUUUGAACCUCAAUAAAGAAAGUGAAGGUGGUUGCUAUGAAGCAGCAUCCUCUUUAGCAGAAGCACAUAACAAUGCUUUAAAAGGAAUCCUCUCAAGCCUAGCAUAUAUUUUCAAAGACUUCAAAUAUUCCAACGCCAACUUCUACAACUGGCUUGAAGACAGAAUGAACAACCCUGGCAACUAUGGUUUUAAGGACGGAGUAAAUGCUUGCUGCGGUUCCGGGCCAUACAGGGGAACGUUCACCUGUGGCGGCAGCAAGAAUACAAGUUCAUACGAUUUGUGUGAUAAUCCUGAUGAUCAUAUUUGGUGGGACUCUUUCCACCUAACAGAGAAAAUCCAUGAGCAGUUCGCAAAAACCCUCUGGGACGGACCCUCUUCUUCUGUGGGGCCAUUCAAUCUCCGGGAUCUCUUCUUUCCCACCAUUGCCGAUGUUGUUGAUGCCCCUCAACCUCAUGGAUACAUUUCCCAAUUUUAAUAUUAUAUGGCUUCCACUGUUUAUUUAGCACAUUUGAAUAACACUUUAUGUUUAAACAAUGAAUAUAAAUAAAAAUAUUAUCAUAUAA
This is a messenger RNA of Mangifera indica (mango), 1396 nucleotides long. Its product is annotated as GDSL esterase/lipase 5-like. The transcript is spliced from 5 exons. The record is from RefSeq and is a predicted model, not a curated record. Bases 139 to 1308 code for a protein of 389 amino acids. Gene Ontology annotation, molecular function: hydrolase activity, acting on ester bonds. Lineage: Eukaryota; Viridiplantae; Streptophyta; Magnoliopsida; Sapindales; Anacardiaceae.